CAAAGCGCCGAGCGGUGCCUCCCCCCCGCCCCCGCCAACAAGGGGCUGCGGACACCCGCGGAGGGGCCGCGCAGCUCUGCGCGGCGGCCGGGGGUGACCCGCGGAGGGGGCGUUUCGCAGCCCCUUCAAGAACGGCCCCGGCUCCUCCGGACCUUUGUCUGGAUGGGAGGAGAAAGGAUGGAGGAACAGUGGUGGAAGGGGGAGCUGGCGGCAGACAUCCAUCAGACCCUGAGGACGAAGGAACUUAAUCUGCCUAUGUAUAAGGCUCAUUCACCACAGAUUGGGAUGCGCCGAUACUUCAUUGAUCUCCUGACUCUCCUCAGCAACCAUUGCAACCUCUGCCCUACAGCCCGGCAUCUCGCUAUCUAUUUAUUGGACCUCUUUAUGGAUCGCUAUGAUAUCACUGUCAAGCAACUGCACAUCAUUUCGUUUGCCUGUCUUCUUCUAGCAAGUAAAUUCGAAGAAAAAGAAGAUAAAGUUCCAAAGUUGGAGCACUUAAAUAACCUGGCAUACAUGUGCAAUGUGAAUGUGGUCUUGAACAAGAAGGAUUUGCUUAGAAUGGAAAUGCUGCUUUUGGAAAACUUCAACUGGAACCUCUACCUACCAACACCAGCACACUACAUUGACUACUACCUCUGUGUGUCCAUUGGUGAGAAUGACCUUCACAAUGGCUGGCCGAUCACCUCACUGACCAAAAUCAAAGAUUUUCUGGAGAAAUACGUGUAUUAUUUCCUUGAUUUCUCAGUGCAAGAUCACACUUUCCUCCAUUUUCGUCCAUCUCUGAUUGCUGCAGCUUGUGUAUGUGCCUCACGUAUCUGUAUGCAGAUUUCUCCUGCCUGGACAACACAGCUUGAAUUGCUAACGUGUUAUUCCUGGGAACAUCUUGCCCAAUGCAUUGAAAUGAUGCUCACAUAUUAUGAGAAUGACCUCAAAGAAGCCAGUAACAUAAAAAAGCAAGUAACAGUUCAACAUCAAGAACAGGAAGCAGUGGGAAACCUGAGCCAUCAAGCCACUACUCAAGUUCUCUUCCAACAAUCAAGUUACCACCCGUUAGCCCAGCAUUCAGCUAUGCUUUCCCAGUUCCAGUGUCCGGUGCAAGAUCUGUGCUCUGCUUACCGUGACUCCUUACAGGCCCAGAGGCCCCGCGGUCUCCUGGCCGGCAGUGCUGACAGCCCGCCGCACUCCUACGCGGCCCUUCAGGCCAGCCUUCGGCCGUCUGCCCAGGCUCUGCCCUUCCAAACGCCCGCCGCUGUGCAGGUGGCAUUGGGAACAGAGACCAGACACUUCAUCUCCACGGCUUAUGGCUGUAGUUACUUCAGUGGUCAUCACUCGUAUGCAGCUGGGUGUUUUGAUGGAUAAAUAUUGAAAGGAGAGAAAGGUGAUAUGAAUCGAAGCUAAAGAGGAGACCCUGUGUGUGUGAUACAAGAUGUGCAUCUGAAUGAAAACUGUGAAGGAAAAGAAUUCUUAUGACUUGUUCGUUCAGAGGAGGAUGUUCUGGAUCCACUGAUCACUGGAACCUGGGUGCCUUUCUGCCAAGGGUUGUACCUUUGGCUCUUAAUGAGAGGGAGAAAUAGAAGUUAAUCAAUAUACCUCGCUCUGUGUCACUUGGAGGCAUCUGUGUAGAAACCCUGUGGAGAUUACUUCCUUCCACUCCAGUCAGUGACUCAUCAGAGUUGGCUGAAAGCUUGUGUUGAAGAGUUAUUUAAGGCUGGAGGGUUUGUUGAAUCUCUGGUCAAGUAGCAAUGUACCUAGAGGAGGAUGUUGGAAAACAUUGAGUGCUCUCCUCUAGCAGUGACAUGUUGCUUGAACAGUGUCAGUUUAUACUACUGGAAGCUUCUACUAAAAUAUACCGAAAUCGGUAUCAGUUAAAUGUGAACUUCUUUUAUGCGGAAAUCUGUGUAGAACACUUUCCAUGUUCUUUGAGCAGAAGUGAUAGUUCAGGAGUAAGACUUUAGAAUAAAAGGCAAAGACAAAAAAAAACCCAGAAGACUAUCAAAUAAUUUUUGAGUUAAUAUUCUCUUGGAAUCUAAAUGUGGUGCUGCUGAAGGGAACAUCACCCUGCCUUCAAGUAUUUUAGAAACAAAACCAAAACCUUAAAUCAUCUCUUAGAUCUUUAAUGUGCUGCUGCUUUUGAGACUGGAGAUUAUAGUUAGUAAACUGUUCAUGAGGUUUAUCAGGGAUUUAAUGUUACUUGAAGAAAUCAUCUUGGAAAAACUUAAAGCUUUCUGCCUUCAGCUAUUUAAUUUCCUUGGCUCAGUGACUUGUGGCAGUAGUUGAGACUCAGGACAGAGGAACUGGUGUUAAUGGGGGCAAAGAUAGGGAACUGGUUAACUUUGCUGUGAAAUUAAGAGUAUGAUUGCAGUGCUAGACAAUGUUGACUUGUUUAUUUAAAUACCAUCUUAGUCUUAGCGUUCUCUUGAAAUAUGUAGUUGGUAAAUUGAAGAUCCUGUUGCUUCUUUGCAAUGAGACGCGCACCUACUGUCACAUAUCCAAAGGUUUCUUUCUCAGCUGAAACCAGGGAUGAUUGUUCAAAAAACUGUGUAGGUUUUUUUUAAUGUUAAUGCAGAUAUUUACAAGAAAUGGACUGCUGCAAAUGCAAAACUUUAGUUUUGAUAUAUGCAACCACUAUUGUAAAUUUGUUUGAAGGCAGUACUCUUGGUUUGUCUUUGCUCUGAAGGUCCUCAGGACAGCAAUACAAGUGAUGUGCAAUAUGCUUUGACUGACUUGGGGUAAUUUCUUCAAGUCAUAUGUCACAGUGCUAUUUUAAAUUAUAUUUUUAAAGAAUUGUUUUUAAGGGUGUUUUAAGUGGAGGGGAAAAACUAGCCUGCAUGCUAAUGCAUGUCGGUAUAACAUCUUCUGAGAAUGCAACAUUUGGUAUCAAGUUAAUUUUUUUCAUUCAGCAGGCUAGAGGAAUCUUCAUGUUCUUUCUAAAAAAAAGGCAAACUGUAAAUAAAGAGACAGUACUCUUCAGAAAUUAGCCUGUUUUAGAGAACUUAGUUCACCUCUUAUUCUGUUGGUUCUGUAUUUAUAUUAAACUUUAUUUUCAGAAGACUUUAGUGUAUUCUUUAUGCCAUUUGACAGAUGUAAGGAACAAUAUAUGUGCCAGUACUGUUGCGUGGUUUUUCUUUAUCAUCUUUAUAAUUUGCAUCAUGUGCAGUGUUAUACUUUGGAUUGCCAUAGUCCUUAAUUGUGAAAAUACUUGUCAAGUUCCCAGUGAAAGUUUUCAAUAAACAAGCACACAGCUGAAA
Messenger RNA from Tyto alba (common barn owl), 3248 nucleotides. RefSeq names its product cyclin J like (gene CCNJL). The transcript is spliced from 6 exons. Bases 163 to 1359 code for a protein of 398 amino acids. Gene Ontology annotation, cellular component: nucleus; cytoplasm; cyclin-dependent protein kinase holoenzyme complex. Gene Ontology annotation, molecular function: cyclin-dependent protein serine/threonine kinase regulator activity. NCBI's taxonomy places the organism in Eukaryota, Metazoa, Chordata, Aves, Strigiformes, Tytonidae. The record is from RefSeq and is a predicted model, not a curated record. Gene Ontology annotation, biological process: regulation of cyclin-dependent protein serine/threonine kinase activity; mitotic cell cycle phase transition.